AUGAGCGGUUACCGAGAAUUGUUUUAUAAUUCGGUGCUAUCAGUUCAAAUGACCAAAUCAAACAAUGAACACCUUGCUCUUACCUUCUGUAAAAGCAAUACUUCGCACGACCAAAGAUAUAUUGAUCAGCAUUCUUGUUUACACACAUUGGGAUUAAAAAUAACCAUUGAGCCUUCAAGCUUCGUAGAGAACUUGGACCCCAAUAGUUUUGAUCAUCCCAAGGACUUUGUGAUAGCUACGGCCCGGGGGAAGGCACAGGAGGUAGCCAAAAGGUUAAGCAUGCCUCAGUCUUCCCCCGACUUUGUCAUAGGGGCUGAUACCUGCGUCACUUUGGAUGGCACUGUUUAUGGCAAGCCCAAAGACAGAGAUCAUGCCUUCAGUAUGUUGAGCAAUCUCAGUGGAAGGAGUCAUGAGGUGCUCACAGGCGUUUGUUUGAUGGUCCACAAAGGAGAGGAAUGGCAGGAGGUUGACUUCAGCGAGACAACCACUGUCAAAUUUGCAACGUUGUCACCUCAAGUUAUCAAUGCUUAUAUUGAUACUGGAGAACCCAUGGACAAGGCUGGUGGUUAUGGCAUUCAGGCUCUUGGAGGCAUGUUAAUAGAAGGAAUACAAGGUGAUUACUAUAAUGUAAUGGGAUUUCCUCUUCAUAGGUUUUGCAAGUCAUUAGUUCCUGUGCUAGAAGAAAUGUUUUCAUAGUGUGCUAGUGUGUAUGAAUGUUUCAUCCUGUUAAUUUAUUUUGAUAGUUGUAAAUGUUUAAAGAAAUGUGUCUUAACAUUUCUGAUACUUUGUUUUAAUGUGAUUCACAUGAUGGAAGAAUAAAGAGCCAUAGGUCAGUUCAAAUGUUCUGUAUAGUGCAGAUAAAAAACAAGUUGAUUUUGGUAUUGCAUUUGAACUUGUGAUAUAUUAUGUAAGAUCAAUAUGAUUUAUAGUUAUACUUUGAAAAAAAAAAAAAAAAUGUUCCUUUGUCUUUUACUGUUUCUUUAUUUCUUGUAAAGAAUGUAUUACGUGCAGGGAUAUUUAAGUGAUGAAUGGAUGAUAUGAAUAAAGCAUUUCAGUGUU
Messenger RNA from Penaeus monodon (black tiger shrimp), 1059 nucleotides. Its product is annotated as dTTP/UTP pyrophosphatase-like. The coding region runs from base 1 to 696 and encodes 231 amino acids. The transcript has 9 exons. Gene Ontology annotation, molecular function: nucleoside triphosphate diphosphatase activity. The record is from RefSeq and is a predicted model, not a curated record. NCBI's taxonomy places the organism in Eukaryota, Metazoa, Arthropoda, Malacostraca, Decapoda, Penaeidae.